CAGCCAAUUAGAGUGGGAUCUGGCCUACCACAUAUCAGGGUACGAGGAAAAGAGAGUCCUGCCUCUGGCGUUGAAAACGAGCCUCUACUGCCCUCAGACAGAAAUAAGUUAGGAAAGGGAAAGAGCAGUCUUCUGCACUGUGAGGGAGUGCUAUGGGCCGAAUGAUUAAUUACGUCGGAGUGAAAUACUUGUCCGCCGCUUUGUGUAUCCAAUAAAUUAAGGGCUCCUGAGACUUUUACGCACACAGGUGAAGUGUUGGAUGAGCGUACAGGGACUGCUGCGCACCUUUUCUGCAGACGCAACACUUUAUAAGGAUACGCUGGACGUGGACUGGGACUGUUCUCCAUUGAAGAGCAAAUUCUCAAUCCUAUCGAAGCCCUGUUUGGAUCGCCUUCAUGUCGAAAACAUCGCCUUUAACAGAUACCAGAGGUAAACCCCAGAUCAGAAACUGCUCUCAUGAGUUUGUGCAUGGCAGGGACUUCAUUUGCGCCGCAGGUCGUUUGACAUGUGGCUGAGCAAUCUGCACAAAUUCAUGUGUCUUGGGUGCAACUUUGGAGAGCUGUCUGUUCUGCCAUUUGGCUUUUUAGACUAGGGAUGUGUCUGUUUAAUUUGCCUGAACAUGCAUUUUUGAAUACAGACAUUUUCAGCACUAGACUGCAAAUAAGUUACGGUUUAAUAAAUAAAUGCAACAAAUUAUCAUAUAAAUUAAAAGUUAAGUUAAAGGUAGAAUAGAGGAACAUAGACAACAAUAAAUAAUUCAUAAGUUAUGAGCUCAGUAAAAUGUGCAAUAUAAUAACCAGGUAACUAAAGGUGGCUUGAUGUGUCUUCAUCCAUCUGAUGUAACUCUUCAGGUCUGUGAGUGCACCCUGAUGGCUGGAAGACAGACGCUCCGCAUGGACAGCGGUACUUGCUCCGGGACGGCGGUGGAUGACAGCCCUGCAUCCAGCCCGAGCUCCAGCCCCAGUCCGGACGGCCGUCGCCAGGACCUGCAGCGGGCCAGAGUGCUCCAGGCCGGCGGGCUCGGCGGCAGAGGACGCCCGGCAGCAGCCAACGCAGCGCGGGAGAGGAGCCGCGUGCAAACCCUGAGGACCGCGUUCCUGGAGCUACAAAGGACUUUGCCGUCCGUGCCGCCGGACACCAAGCUGUCCAAACUCGACGUGUUGAUACUGGCCACCACCUAUAUUGCCCAUUUGACUCGAACACUACAAGAAGAAGGCGCGGAGGAGGGAGAGAGCACAAAACAAACAGAGGCGUUGCACUCAUUGAAAGGAGACGGCUACCUGCACCCAGUGAAGAAAUGGCCCAUGCGAUCCAGACUGUACGUCGGAGCAAGCGGACAGUUCCUCAACACCACCAGUCCUUCAGAGUCAGAGAAUCAAGGCCCAUCAUCGUCCACCUCCCAGUAACAGCCCUUAAAAUCAUCGUAUGAAAUAGUUUCAUAUUUGCAUGAGUCCAUGCUGUUGCAGCAACAUUUGCAUUAUGAUUGUAGAUCUGAUUUUACCUCCACUAAAAGCCCUCUAGGAAGACAUUGUAAAUUAAUAUAUUACAUGAAUUUUAUUGUAUAAAUUUGGAGAAAGCAUAUGUUAUGUUUCUCUGUUGUUAUU
Messenger RNA from Epinephelus fuscoguttatus (brown-marbled grouper), 1604 nucleotides. RefSeq names its product transcription factor 24-like. Bases 819 to 1406 code for a protein of 195 amino acids. Gene Ontology annotation, molecular function: protein dimerization activity; RNA polymerase II transcription regulatory region sequence-specific DNA binding; DNA-binding transcription factor activity, RNA polymerase II-specific. NCBI's taxonomy places the organism in Eukaryota, Metazoa, Chordata, Actinopteri, Perciformes, Serranidae. The transcript has 2 exons. Gene Ontology annotation, biological process: developmental process; regulation of transcription by RNA polymerase II. The record is from RefSeq and is a predicted model, not a curated record.